Messenger RNA from Papaver somniferum (opium poppy), 964 nucleotides. RefSeq names its product pentatricopeptide repeat-containing protein At2g33760-like. The coding region runs from base 1 to 939 and encodes 312 amino acids. NCBI's taxonomy places the organism in Eukaryota, Viridiplantae, Streptophyta, Magnoliopsida, Ranunculales, Papaveraceae. Gene Ontology annotation, molecular function: RNA binding; zinc ion binding; protein binding. The transcript has a single exon. The record is from RefSeq and is a predicted model, not a curated record. Gene Ontology annotation, biological process: RNA modification.
AUGAGAGAGUUAAAUGUCAUUACUUGGACUGCCAUGAUUUCUGGCUAUGGAAUGCAUGGUUAUGGUAUUCAAGCAAUGGAACUUUUCUAUCAAAUGAAAGCACAAGGACCUAAACCCAAUGAUGUCACAUUUGUUGCAGUGUUAUCUGCUUGUGCCCAUGCUGGAUUGGUUGAUGAAGGGAGAAAAGCUUUUGAUUCCAUGAAAAAGAAUUAUGGGUUUGUGCCGAGAAUGGAGCAUCAUGUUUGCAUGGUGGACCUGCUUGGGAAAGCAGGAUUAUUUGAUGAGGCACUUGAGCACAUUCAAUCGGUACCUGGGAAACCAGCACCUGCAAUAUGGACAGCAUUGCUUGGUUCUUGCAAAAUGCAUAAGAAUUUUGACCUAGGAGUCAAAGUAGCUGAACAACUCUUAGGAGUGGAGCCUGACAAUCCCGCUCAUUACGUUCUUCUUUCCAACAUAUAUGCAUCAGCAGGUAGAAUGGAUCGAGUCGAAAUGGUUAGAGAAACUAUGAUUAACAAAGGUUUGAAGAAACAAAUUGGGUAUAGUUCAGUCGAGAUUGAUCAUGCAACUUAUACAUUCUUUAUGGGUGAUAAAUCACAUCCUGAAACAACUGCAAUCUAUCAGUACUUGGAUGAGUUAAUGCGGAAGUUGAAGCAAGCUGGUUAUGUGCCUGAACAGGAACCAGUGAUGUUUGCAUUAGAAGAAGAAGAGGGGGAAUUUGCGCUUAGAUAUCACAGCGAGAAACUAGCUAUUGCAUUUGGUUUAAUGAAUUCAAGAGAUAAAACAACAGUUAGGAUUUUUAAGAACCUUCGAAUGUGCAUUGAUUGUCAUUCAGCGAUCAAGUUCAUAUCAAUUGUUACUGACCGCGAAAUCAUUGUUCGAGAUAAACACCGGUUUCAUCAUUUUAAACAGGGUGUUUGUUCUUGCGGAGAUUACUGGUAAGAAGAGUUACUCAUUCAAAGUUCAA